Molecule: messenger RNA, 5095 nt
Organism: Caenorhabditis angaria
Lineage: Eukaryota; Metazoa; Nematoda; Chromadorea; Rhabditida; Rhabditidae
Source: the annotation of a GenBank genome assembly
AUGUUUUCGAAGUUCGCCGGAUUCUUGGUCAUCGUGUUGAUUUGUGGCCUCGAAGCGCGACCGGGUUAUGGAGCGCCGGGUGGAUUUGGGGGAGGUGAGUGUGUGUACUUUGGGAGGGGGGUGUACUUUUUGGAUGUAGUUUGGAGUUCAGCUGAUUUUUGGGCUUAGGCUCAGGACUAGGCUGAAAAUCUGAACCUACGAUCAGUAGAAGAAAUGAAUUCAAGCUUGGGUUCUGAGUUAGGAUUACAACUACACUGCUCCACAAAAAGAUAACCUCACCCCUCAUUUUUCAAAAAAAAGCGAAAAUUUGAAUUUUUUGAAAAAAGUUUGUUUUUGAAAAACAUGUCAAAUUCGGAUACUAAUUCAUCCCUGAAAACAAAUUUCAGAUUUGGUAAGCGCUGAAAAAAAAUGAGAAUUUUCAAAAAAAGCCGAUUUGCCAAUCCACAUAAUGAUAACCUCACCCCAUGUUUUUUGACGAAUUCGGACUUUUUAGUCGGAGUUAGUCACCCAAAAUGUGUUAAUCUAUGGUUGGUGAGUUUUUAAUCUUAAAAAAACCCAGUGCCACGUUUUCAACAAGUUGUGAGCAUCAGAUUUGGAGCAUUGCGAUGUAAAGAGCAUUUUUCAAACAUUUUAUACAGAUAUUGCUAUUUUUUCAUUUUUUUUUCAAUGUUUGACGUUAAAGACGAUCCAAAUGAUCUGUUUUAAGCUCAUUAUGUUAAAAAAAAUUGGAAAAAAUUGAAAAAAAAAGAAGAAAACGAUCGAGAUGCGAAUUUUGAAUUUCGCGCUGAUUGAAUAUUUGGAGCACCCACGACGUAAACUUUGGAAAAUUACUGUUUUUUUUGUUUUUCAAAUUGUUUUCUAAUGAUCAAUACUUUUCUAACAUCUCACAUCAAAUUUUCAUCCAAAAUGCCGCGAGGAAAGCCUCUCUCUGAUUUUGAAAAAGGGCAAAUCACAGCCAAAAAGAUCAACGACUUUCAAAUCGACAAAUCGCAAGAGAUUUAGGCCGUAGUCCACGAGUUAUCAAUAAUUAUGUUAACGAUCCGCUAAAUUAUGGCACCGGAAAAUGUCCUGGUCGUCUGAGCUUGCGAUUUGUCGAUUUGAAAGUCGUUGAUCUUUUUUGGCUGUGAUUUGCCCUUUUUCAAAAUCAGAGAGAGGCUUUCCUCGCGGCAUUUUGGAUGAAAAUUUGAUGUGAGAUGUUAGAAAAGUAUUGAUCAUUAGAAAACAAUUUGAAAAACAAAAAAAACAGUAAUUUUCCAAAGUUUACGUCGUGGGUGCUCCAAAUAUUCAAUCAGCGCGAAAUUCAAAAUUCGCAUCUCGAUCGUUUUCUUCUUUUUUUUUCAAUUUUUUUCCAAUUUUUUUAACAUAAUGAGCUUAAAACAGAUCAUUUGGAUCGUCUUUAACGUCAAACAUUAAAAAAAAAUGAAAAAAUAGCAAUAUCUGUAUAAAAUGUUUGAAAAAUGCUCUUUACAUCGCAAUGCUCCAAAUCUGAUGCUCACAACUUGUUGAAAACGUGGCACUGGGUUUUUAAGAUUAAAAACUCACCAACCAUAGAUUAACACAUUUUGGGUGACUAACUCCGACUAAAAAGUCCGAAUUCGUCAAAAAACAUGGGGUGAGGUUAUCAUUAUGUGGAUUGGCAAAUCGGCUUUUUUGAAAAUUCUCAAUUUUUUCAGCGCUUACCAAAUCUGAAAUUUGUUUUCAGGGAUGAAUUAGUAUCCGAAUUUGACAUGUUUUUCAAAAACAAACUUUUUUCAAAAAAUUCAAAUUUUCGCUUUUUUUGAAAAAUGAGGGGUGAGGUUAUCUUUUUGUGGAGCAGUGUAGGCCCGACAUAAUGUUAGGCCUAAGAUGCUUACACUGAACCUGGUAUAGGAUAGCCUCUGAAAAAUUAACAAAAAUACAUUUUGCUAGGCCUGAUAGCAGUGAUUCAGGCUUUUCAGGCUUGGCUCCUACUUAGCCCUUAGGAUUCAAAGUCUAGACUUAUCCAUGAGAUCUAGGCUUUACUUUCUGAAAUUCCAUUCAGAUUUUCCUGUAUAUCAGAAAUAUUUUUGAAAUUUUGAAAUCAGUUCAGUUUCAGUUUUUGGAAAAAAAAAAUGAAGUUUUCAUUUUUUUUCUAAUUUUUGAAUUUUUUCAAAAUUUCAAGUUCAACUUGAAUUUGAAAGUUUCUCCGAACUUCUCAUCUAAUUUUUGAUGACUAAAAAGUUCAUCAUCUAAAAUUUUAAGUCUUAUUCAUAGCUACAUUUUUGUUGCACUUUCUUUUUUGAGCUAUGACGUGGCAAUCUCACAAAAUUUUCAAUUCAAUAAAAUCUUUAUUCACAAAAAUACAAAUUAUUUUCUUCCCCAUCCACCACCGCCAAAUUGUCCACCAGACCCGAAAUUGUUGUUAAAUCCACUCGAACUUUGCGAUUCGGAUUCUUUGAACGAACUCGAUCGUCCCCAAUUGCUUCCCGAAUUCUGGAACCCGCCACCACCUGCACCAUAGCCUCCACCAAUUCCAGGUCCAAAGCCUGGGCCUCCGCCAACGAAUCCCGGGCCACCGACAAAUCCACCAGGAGCACCGUAACCUGGUCAAGCUUGGGCCAACUCCGAAAUUAGGGCUAGAACUAGAAGUGAUGAUAGGAGGAAUUUCAUUUUUGGAAAUCUGUACUAAAACUUGAAUUUCAGAUGCGAUUUUAUAUCGCUCUGAAAAUGGGUGUUUUUUUGUCGUCUUAUCGAUGAAAAUCCGGUUUUUUUACUACAGUGCGUUUCACAAUGAUAGGUUCACCCCCAGAAUGAUGAAAUUGACGAAAUCGUGAGUUGUAAAAGCAAGUUGAGUUAAAAAUCGAAAAGAACGUACAAAAUUAUGUAUGUAAACUCAUUUUCAUAAAAAAAUACCGAAAGCUGAGAAAAUUUUUGACCGAAGUUCAAAAAUUGCGAAAAUUUAGCGUUUCAUAAUGAUAGGUUCACCUAACUCAAACUGGUUCUAUUUUUGAAGAAACGGGGAAUUUGACUAGAAAUCACUUCGAAAUCAACAAAAGAGAGCAUUUGCGUUCACUUGCAAUUUUCACAAUCGAAUUUCAUCGAUUCUAAGGUCUGCACUGAUGUUUCCAGUAAGAGACAUCUGGAAAUUAGGCCUUUGUUCAUUUUUUUCCACAUUUCUCGAAAUUUUAUCAUCAGAUUUUUCUGAAAACAUCUUUUUUUGUCUAUUUGAACCUGAUUACACAGAAUUUCAACUUUUUUUCGAAGUUUUGACAUGAUUCUGACAUUACUGGAUUUCCGAUGUUCAUCUUGAACUUCAGAUCUAGAACAUCAGGAAUAUCAAAAUCAAAAUUUUAUUGAUGGAAUUCGUUCCCAGCAUCGUCAAAAUCAUAUGUCAUGUUCAAUCUUUUCCGAAACACUUGUUUGGAUUGCUUAGUAUCUAUUUAUUUUCCAAAUCACAAGAAUCAGCAUUUUUUAACACUGUAAAAACACAACUUUUAGUGUUCACCCGAAUCAACUCACGAUAUGAGUUAGGAGACCAUUCGAAACCAUCAAUUAUGUCUUUAUCAACUAUUUUGACGAUGCUGGGAACGAAUUCCAUCAAUAAAAUUUUGAUUUUGAUGUUCCUGAUGUUCUAGAUCUGAAGUUCAAGAUGAACAUCGGAAAUCCAGUAAUGUCAGAAUCAUGUCAAAACUUCGAAAAAAAGUUGAAAUUCUGUGUAAUCAGGUUCAAAUAGACAAAAAAAGAUGUUUUCAGAAAAAUCUGAUGAUAAAAUUUCGAGAAAUGUGGAAAAAAAUGAACAAAGGCCUAAUUUCCAGAUGUCUCUUACUGGAAACAUCAGUGCAGACCUUAGAAUCGAUGAAAUUCGAUUGUGAAAAUUGCAAGUGAACGCAAAUGCUCUCUUUUGUUGAUUUCGAAGUGAUUUCUAGUCAAAUUCCCCGUUUCUUCAAAAAUAGAACCAGUUUGAGUUAGGUGAACCUAUCAUUAUGAAACGCUAAAUUUUCGCAAUUUUUGAACUUCGGUCAAAAAUUUUCUCAGCUUUCGGUAUUUUUUUAUGAAAAUGAGUUUACAUACAUAAUUUUGUACGUUCUUUUCGAUUUUUAACUCAACUUGCUUUUACAACUCACGAUUUCGUCAAUUUCAUCAUUCUGGGGGGUGAACCUAUCAUUGUGAAACGCACUGUAUAUUUUUGUGAGAAAGUGCAUUGAAAAAUAGUAAGUCAAAGUUCGCCAAAAAGUGACAAAAAUUUGAUGAAUCGACGAAACAUUUUGGAGUUUGUGACGGAGGAAGUGCCACGUCAUAGCUUCUGGGUGAAAAUGAGUUUUAAUACAUAAAACAACACAUUUAUUUUCCGAACAAAAAAAGCAAUUUACAUUUUCUCUCAAAUAGUAGCAUUCUGCGCUUUUUUAUUCACAACAAUUGGUUGAAUUUGUCCAAAAUCCAUGUCCAAACUUCCAAUUCUUGCCUCAUUCCGUCGCAUGUGAAAAUAUUGCAUACAGGGAAAUAAGCAGAUCAGCAAGCAGAAUACAAAAUAUGCGCAGAAAAGGGCGAUCAAUAACUCCAUAAAGUCUUCCAUCACAAGUAAUGUUUGUGAGUAAAAUAAUCGAGUUGGCCGAAAUUUUUAGUUGAUGACUAUUUUUGUUAAUCAUCGAGGGUCUCUCGGGAAUUUUGGAUUUUUAGUGAGACAUUUUGAGAAUAUUCUAAUUUUCAUUGGGAAGUUUUAUCUGGUGAUCUACAAAAAAAUCCGAUUUUUUUGACACCGCGCACCGGAAACACGCAAGCAUCUAUACUGACGCAUUUCUAGUAGCUACGAGUUUCGCGUCAACGAUCAACACAAUCAAUUUGUUACCCUGAAUUUCUGAGAUGCACCGAAAAUGUGCCAGCAAGGUUAUGCUGACGCAUUUCUGGUGCCUCAUCAAAAAUAUCAAUGUUUGAUCUCAAAAUUCUCACAGCCACAUGAAAAUUAUGAAUUUUAACAUUUCCAGGUCCAAUUCCUUAUGGCGGAGGCGGUGGUUUUGGAGGAGGUGGAUUCUCCCAAGGCUCCUCAUUCGGACAAUCACAAUCGUUCUCCAGUCAACAAAGUGCCAGUCAAAGUGGAUUCAAUAAUCAAUUUGCAGGCGGACAAGUUGGUGGAUGGUGA